AUGUUGGGACUUCCGAAAUUCGGUUCGGCUGCUCCUGUUGAGCAAAAAUCCGACGCAAAGUCGGAGGCUCUCGCCAAAUACAACGAAAGACGAUUCAACCAGGCAGCUUUGUUCUAUGGCUGUACCGUUCUAACUUAUAUUGCGUCCAAGAUUGCGUAUCGCGGAGUUGUCGCCAGACGGUACAAUCCAACGUUUUACCAACACAACCACGUUCCUCCAAAGUUCUCUUUCUACAGAGACGCAGCCAGUGCAGUUGCUCAUGCAUCGCUGCUUGCUGUCUCGUCCAUGUCGAUGUUCGUUACCGGAGGAUUUUGGUACUACGAUAUUUCAGGACCUCGAGAAUUUGGCCAAAGAAUGAAGCUGCUGCUCGGAGGAGCAGAGGCUGAAAAAGAGCUCGCAAGCAUGCCUGUCGAUAAAGAAACAGAAGACGUUCAGAGCAUGCUGACCAGCCUGAUCAGCGGUCAGGACUCACAAGAUUCCAAAAAUUGA
Molecule: messenger RNA, 489 nt
Organism: Ogataea philodendri
Lineage: Eukaryota; Fungi; Ascomycota; Pichiomycetes; Pichiales; Pichiaceae
Exons: 1
Coding region: 1-489 (162 amino acids)
Cellular component (GO): mitochondrion
Source: RefSeq, a predicted model, not a curated record